Hirsutella rhossiliensis is the source of this 378-nucleotide messenger RNA. Its product is annotated as DDE superfamily endonuclease domain-containing protein. The transcript is spliced from 4 exons. The record is from RefSeq and is a predicted model, not a curated record. Gene Ontology annotation, molecular function: nucleic acid binding. Lineage: Eukaryota; Fungi; Ascomycota; Sordariomycetes; Hypocreales; Ophiocordycipitaceae. The coding region runs from base 1 to 378 and encodes 125 amino acids.
AUGUCGGGUUUUGGUCUGGACAGUCUGGUGGUUGGAAGUUUGGACCCUAAACGGAAGACUCUUCUCAAGGGACCCCAGUCCCGCAGCUGGACCACUUUUAUAGAGGCCAUCACCGCCGACGGGCGCGCCUUGACUCCUGGCAUCAUAUUUAAGGGCAAAGAUCUCCAGGCACAGUGGUUUAAGGACGAGUUUCGAGAAUUUGCGGAUUGGAACUACAUAACUUCACCAAAUGGAUGGACGGACAACCACAUUGCCGUCGAAUGGCUUGAGGAAGUCUAUUUGCCUCAGACGCGACCUGACGACGACUCUGAGGCCAGGCUUAUCAUUCUGGAUGGACAUGGGAGUCAUGCAACGAAUAAGUGGAUGGCUACCCAUUAG